AUGAGUGACCUCGAUAUCCCCCUGACCAACAUACCGUCCGUCUCGGAGGGGCCCGGUCUGCUGACACCGAAUUUUCGCGUCUCCAGUCAACUGCCCUCUCCCCAGAACCUGUAUGACUACCCCGAAGCAGCGAUAAGGCAUCUGAUACAGAAACGCUCACAGUCCGAUAUCUACAAGAGCCAAAUCUCCAAUCGGUACAGCCUGCCGGCCUAUGAAGAGACCAUGUACCAGCAGUCUGAAGGUAGUGAGCCUCACCGACGCAAAGUUUCCUCCGUCUCCCGGUUGGUCUGCUCCUCCAAGCCGACACUGGCCUGCGGCCAGACUUCAGGCGGAAUCCUCGACGUCCUUCACAUCCAGUCCCACUCGGGGUCGCCCUCGGCCAGUGUCGUCUCGGACCCACUGUCUCGGGACAAGCUGCCGGUCGGAUAUGAAGAGUCUAAGCCGAACAACGCCACAGGCAAGAACCUGCUGGUCUCGCGCUCCGAUCCGUCGUCGAGCGAAGCCGCCAUUUCGGCGCCCAACUUUGUAGAUGGUAUCUGGCGUCAGAUGAGCCGACUCUGCAUAAGACCACGUAGAGCUCGCAAUUCAACCGAUUUGUUUGAAGAUCGCUACGUCGCCUCGGCAGGCAAAGAGGAGGAGUCCAGGCGACAGAAGGCUUUUCAGUCAAGCGGAUUGGCCCACAUGCGUUGGCCGAAAUCACAGCCUGUACUGCCAUCCUUUGUGGAGGCCGGAAUAGCCACCUCAGGCCGCUGUAAAGUGACUCCUUUCGAAGGAGCCAGGAGGAAAGCAGCAGUGGAGACAGAAAAAGAGGUCGUCUUGAUGGGCAAUGCGUCCGGCAGUGAAAGUCAAAAGGGUGUUCAAAUUCUUGAGCCUCCCAAGGUGACCGGAAAAGGCUGGAGGAGUGAAUCGGGCUGCUCCAGAGUGAUCGAGUAUGAAGAAGCCUCACAAGCGUUGAUGGCCCUCAGUCCGGAGCAGAUCUUGAAUUUACGUGAAUCCUGGCAGGUCGUGAAACGACAAAUCGAGCGGAUUGGUGUGGUCAUGUUUUUGCAGUAA
Messenger RNA from Protopolystoma xenopodis, 1053 nucleotides. NCBI's taxonomy places the organism in Eukaryota, Metazoa, Platyhelminthes, Monogenea, Polystomatidea, Polystomatidae. The record is from the annotation of a GenBank genome assembly.